Molecule: messenger RNA, 2105 nt
Organism: Drosophila eugracilis
Lineage: Eukaryota; Metazoa; Arthropoda; Insecta; Diptera; Drosophilidae
Gene: eIF2Bdelta
Product: translation initiation factor eIF-2B subunit delta
Exons: 4
Coding region: 16-2022 (668 amino acids)
Source: RefSeq, a predicted model, not a curated record
AAGGAAUUACUAAAAAUGACAGUGGGUAUAAGGCGGACUGGCAACGCUAGCCAUGUGUUUACAAGUGACUAUCGAAUCAGUUAUCGAUUAACCUGCAGCUGUAGACUUUUUGCCGUCGUGAGCAAAACUUUCAAGAUAUAUCUAAAAAUUAAUAAUAAAAACAGUAAGACUGACGCUCAGACUUUGAAGUCCAAGCAGAAGAAGCAAAGGCAACGCAAUCGACCGCGCAACAAACGAAAUCGCCUAGAAAAUAGCCAUCUAACGAAUCCAGAGACAUCAACCACCGAUUCCGCCAGUGCAAUGUCCGGAAAACAGGAUGGAAUGGCCUCAGAGAAGACACGAGACCAAAUAAUGGCUGAAAGGGAAGCGAAAAAGAUGGCCAAACAGGCCAAGAAACAGAAUAAGCCGGUGACACAGGCCACUUCGACUACCUCCGCUACUCCUGCCACCAAAAUUAUCACUGAGGUGGAGCACACGACCAUAACCACGAAGCUGACAACCACCACCACAACAAAAGUCCAGGAGAAAUCGGAUUCAGUAGUUCCAAAGCCAGCUCAGUCAACAUUGGUAAAUGGCAAGGAUGCGGAGGCUGGUGAAAAGACACGGGAGCAAAUCAAGGCUGAACGUGAGGCAAAGAAGGCUGCCAAAAAAGCGGGUAAGGGCGGAGCAGCUAAAAUUGAGGCCGCAACCCAACAGCUGGCUGAUCUAAAAGUGGCAGAAAAAGCUUCAGAAACAGUUAAUGCAGUACCUGUAGCUACAAACGCUGAUCAGGAGAAGAAAAAACCAGCACUUAGCAAGGCAGAGCGACGGGCCAUCCAGGAAGCUCAACGUGCAGCCAAGGCGCAAGGACAGGUAAAGAAAUCCCAAGCAAUUGGCAAGAGUGCUCCCCUUGGUCCUCCCAAGGAACCUAAGCGGGAAAGCGUCUCGCCAACCAAAACAGCCACAAGCAGCUCACCCACCAAAUGUCCAGCGAGCACUCCAAAUGGAGAGUGCCGGGUAAAGCUGUUCAAUCAUCUUGUGUGCGCCAAGGAAUAUAGCCAGUUCAUCAAUGAUCCGCUCAUCCAUCCAAGCAUAGCACGUUUGGGUGUUCAGUACGCCAAGCGUACAGUGGUCGGGUCCAAUGCCCGAUGCAUUGCCUUCCUUCACGCGCUGCGUCAAGUGGUCCACGACUUUGAGACACCUGCCAAAAAAGAGUUUGGUCGCAGUUUAGACACUGUGGUGAAAUACCACGUAGACCACCUGCACAAGUGCCGGCCACUGGCUGUUUCCGUGUCCAAUGCAUACAAACAAUUCAAAAAUCAACUUACUCAACUACCAGCGGAUAUUCCUGAAACGGAACUAAAAGAGCUUCUCAGCCACUUCAUCGAUACUUAUAUUGAAAAUCAAAUUGGAAAGGCCGCCCAAGCGAUAAGUGGUUUCCUGCAAGAAAAAAUCACUGAUGGUGAUGUGCUGCUAACCUUUGCCUGCUCUUCCCUCAUCCAGUUCAUCUGCGAAGAGGCUAAGCGGCGCCAGGUUGCCUUCCGGGUGAUUGUCGUCGAUUCCCGGCCCGGAUGCGAAGGUCAGGAAAUGCUGCGCCGACUGCACGCCCAUGGAAUCCCAUGCACAUAUGUGCUGAUCAACGCGGUGGGCUAUGUAAUGGCCGAAGCCACCAAGGUGUUGUUGGGGGCACACGCCUUGCUGGCCAACGGGUAUGUGAUGGCGCGAACGGGAACUGCCCAGGUGGCCCUGGUGGCCAAUGCCCAUAAUGUACCCGUACUUGUUUGCUGCGAGACGCACAAAUUCAGCGAACGCUUCCAGACAGACGCCAUCGUCUACAAUGAGCUGAGUGAUCCCAAUCAACUGGUGCGCGGGGACAAGUGCCAGCUCAACAAUUGGUCUGCUAAGGGCAAGCUAAUGCCCCUCAACCUUAGCUACGACAUUACUCCGCCGGAACUGGUUAGUGCCGUGGUAACCGAAGUGGCUAUCCUGCCCUGCACCAGUGUUCCGGUCAUUCUGCGCAUCAAGCCCGAUAUUGGCUACUAAUCAGACUUCUUUGUUCUCUCAGUAGAAACUCGCAGUUGUUGAAUAAAUAAUUUUUAUUACACUUUGAUCAAAACGAUAAACAA